AUUUGUUAGUAAGGUAACUUAUGUGCGUGGGACUCUUCUAAAACGAUACCCUCCAAUGCACUAGUAGGCACCAUUUCCGUGUAACAGUCCAAGCUUGAAUGAACGCGUCGCUUUCACACACUUCAAAAUCCCAUAUGCUAUAGCAGAACCCAAAGAAAAUAAAAGUUUAGAUCUCACACAUUGUUUCCCUCUAUCUAUUCUCCACUGUAGACAAACAGAAACAAGAAGAACAAACAAAGAAUUCAAGAUGGAGGACCUAGCGCAGGUUCUAGGGUUGAGCGCGACGAGGGUGGCGAGCGCGGUGAUAUCAGCGGCGCAUAACGCCAGUGCGCACCGCCGGAACUGCGAGCGCAUGGUGGAGCAGGUGAGGAUGAUAGGGAACCUGCUGGUGACGCUGGAAUCGACGGAGGUGGCGCGGCUGCCGGCGACAAAGGAACCGUUGGACGGUCUUCAAGAGGCUCUGCGGAAAGCGUUGGAGUUGGUGGAAAGUUGCAAAGACAAGAGUUACCUUUACAUGCUUGCUAUGGGUUGGAGCGUAGUGAAUCAGUUCCGCCACGUUCAGACGCAGAUCGAUCGCCACCUCCAACUCGUGCCCCUCAUCUCCGCUGUUCACGAUUUUCGUAUGCAGCAUCUCGGAGAAGAGGAUCAAACGGAAUACACCCUGGAUGAAGAAGAAAUGGAGACCCAAAAUGUGAUACUAAAGACUAAUCGAUCUAAGAAGGAUGCAGGUAUAUUGGAGAAAUCCUUAUCUCGUAGGUACCCUGAUCUGGGGUUCCACGAGGCCCUCAAAGAGGAGAAAGAAAAACUGCAUAUUGAACUACAUAGAUCAAGAACCAAUAAUGACCCAGACCAAUGCAGGGUAAUUGAACAUCUUAUUGAAGUCACAGAAAAUGUUGUCAGCGUGACACCUAACGAAAAGGUUGCAAAAGUUAUUUUCAACGAACCAACUGAUUUGAUAUCAAGGAAUAUAACUAACAAUGCAAUAGCAUUCGAGGACCUCGAGUUGGAAUCUGGAGAUAAAAGUCAAUCAGAAUGGGAGACUGAUCUCUUUGGUUGCUUCAGUGAGCCUUGCUUAUGCCUAAAGACCUGCUUCUUCCCAUGCGGAACAUUUUCUUGGAUAGUUAAUGUGGUUACCGGGGGAGAAACUUCUCGAACACGUGCAAUGACUAAUCUUAUGGCUUACUCCAUGUUCUGUGUUUGCUGCUGUUAUUCCUGUUGCAUAAGAGGGAAAUUGCGUAGCAAAUUUAACAUUGAGGUUGGUUUCCAUUUCACCCUGUCCACUUAAGUUUCAUUUCAUUAUUAACCGUUUUUGUUUUUUUCGUAGGGAGGUCUGUGUGAUGACUAAUUGACACAUCUAAUGUGUUGCUGUUGUGCAAUGGUUCAAGAAUGGCGUGAACUUCAGCUCAGGGGUUUUGGAGAUUGCAGAGAAAGAAGGAUGUUUCCUCCUCCGAACCAGCACAUGGAGUCAUGAAUUUUCCUAAUUUCUCUUUUUUCCUAAAGAUAUAGUCAAUUUCUGCUGUCAGGAAAUCAAACGAUUUACUCAGUCGCUUGAAGUCAUUACAUGAAAUUAGAAGACUCAGUUUUCUUCACGGCAAAUCAAGCUCAAAUACUUAUUUAUCUUAUUUGAUUUAUAUUUUUAAAAA
Vigna unguiculata (cowpea) is the source of this 1643-nucleotide messenger RNA. Its product is annotated as protein MID1-COMPLEMENTING ACTIVITY 1-like. The record is from RefSeq and is a predicted model, not a curated record. Gene Ontology annotation, biological process: cell surface receptor signaling pathway. Lineage: Eukaryota; Viridiplantae; Streptophyta; Magnoliopsida; Fabales; Fabaceae.